AUGCCAACGCCUACGAAGGUCAGUGAUUUCAAUGCCUACGAAGACCCUCUUUUAAGCUGGAUGGAGCAAACACCCCCCGGUCAUUUUGAGCCAUUACCCCAGAGUAUUGGGUCACCAUCGGGAGAACAUGCGUAUUCUAUGAUUCCCAAUGAUACCAACGGCUACGAAGAGCAUUCUUUAAGCUGGACGGAACGAACACCCUCCGGUCAUUUGCCAUCAGGAGAACGGGUGAAUUCCAUGAUUGGCAAUGAUGAUAAUGCCUACAAGGAACCGGUCGAAAAGGUUGCCAAUCCGGAUGAAAGCUCCAAUUUCAUAUUAGGGAAAAACCCAAGAUCCAUCCUGGGGAAACGCCCAAGAUCCGCACCAACAGGAGAAUUAGAUCCUCCAUUCCAAGCGCUCUCGACAUUCAGAUGGCGUACGUUAGCGGAAUUAUACAACAAUGAUAAACAUGCAGUACACAAGAAGAGUUAUUGGGAUGGCUUUGGAAAAUUCUAUUUGAAGGAACUCAGGAAAGAUGGCCACUAA
Molecule: messenger RNA, 525 nt
Organism: Puccinia triticina
Lineage: Eukaryota; Fungi; Basidiomycota; Pucciniomycetes; Pucciniales; Pucciniaceae
Exons: 5
Coding region: 1-525 (174 amino acids)
Source: RefSeq, a predicted model, not a curated record